UUCCGUAACCACUGGCCCAGAACCUUUUCUCUACAACUCUGGAAAUUGGCAGCAAUGGCGUACGUCGAACGAGGUGUUGUGAAAUCCAAGAAAUCCUUAUGGCGACUGAAGACAUUCACAGACUUCUUUUGGGCUAUCAUCAACUUGAUUUCUGUGUUCUUCGCUACCAUGUUUUCAAUGGAAAAAUCAGAUGCUUACCGAAAAGGAUCUGGUGGUAGCAAGAAAUGGGACGGCGGAGGACCUGGAGGUCCUGGAAGUGGACCAUAUGGUGGUGGGCCGGGUGGACCGCCGAGAGGAGGACUUGACAACGUUCGAGGACUGAGGGACGUUCGUGGUGGUGAUCACAGUUCCUUGCCUGCUUGUGGCUCGUGCUGCGGCUAGAUGGAGACUCCGAUUUCUGGUGAAUGCUUCCUUCUUGUUCAUCUUCAGGUUGCAGAAUGUAACGUACUCUACUAGGGUGGAGCGACAUGUAUAGAACUCUGAAGAUAUAUACUCGGCCUGUCUGUUUGAAUGUAAAAGUUCUUAUUUUUCGGCAUAACUACUUAUCCAUCUGAACAACUUAAUAACUAGCUUCCUUUGUACUUGUUUGUUUUGUAUGUGGAGAACCAUCGGAAUCUCUUGGACCCUGACAAACAAGUGACCUGUGUAAUUUGAUUCAGUAUUUUCGGUUAACGACGUGGCCUACUGAAUGAACCUUUACAACUUGCAAGGUAGCCAUUGAUUGCAGAGUACUUCAGAUUUAGGCCAAGACAUUGCCAUGCCAUCAUGUCAUGGUUGACGCCCGCUUGAUCAUUCCAUGUUCGCCAUGGUUUCAUUUGACCAUAAUUCGAAUCCUAUGAUAAGGUAAGCGAUGUUAAAAUUAUACUAUCUUAAUUUUAAUCUGUAUUAUAGUCUAUUUGACACCAACCCGACAAUUAUAACAACGUGACCAGUGCCAUACUAUCUCGAUUCUAGUCUCCAUGGCCGUGUAUUCGACACCAACCUGACAACUAUAACAAGAUGACCAGUGCCCGCCAGUACAACCACUCUUCAUCAUGUGUAGUGGAUGUCAUCCUUGAUAAUGAGUGAUUGACAAUUAAUCUCACCACGUAUAAAAGGACGAGUAGUCAGAGACGUCUGUUUCAAUAAAAAAUCAAAAGUCAGGGACGACGUACUUAAGAACCAACGGUAUGACAGUCUAUGCCAACCAAAUCACUCCCUUAGUGGAUGUUGAUCAUCGUUGAACGCUAGUGAGUGAGAAUCCGGCCACCACACAAAGGCUUCCCGGCCCAUAAUUUAGAGGUUUGCUAUAUCUCUUUUGUCUAGUAACUUGAUUGCGUUAUAUCUUCAAGCGUUUCGUCGGGCAAAAUAAAUGAUCUCCUCACGAUCACACGAAGAGGACGAGAAGAAUAAGCACACAAAUAUCGAAUUCCAAAACUUCGAAAUCAAUAAAAACUGUAAGGAAGG
This is a messenger RNA of Linum trigynum, 1446 nucleotides long. The record is from the annotation of a GenBank genome assembly. Lineage: Eukaryota; Viridiplantae; Streptophyta; Magnoliopsida; Malpighiales; Linaceae.